AUGGCCAGAAAAAAAACACAAAGAGUGAAGAGAAAAGCUCCAAAUGCUAGGGCAGAAAAGCGGUUUUCUUGUUUAGAGUGUAACAGAGAGCACACAGUAGUGUGUGUGAUAGAGAGUGCAAAGAACAGAGGGACUGCCAAGUGCACAUUUUGUGAGGCAACGCACAGAUGUCAAACAAAUCGGCUGUCACAGGCAAUAGAUGUGUAUGCAGAUUGGGUAGACCAUGUUGAAAAGAAAUCUUCUAUGUGAAUAGAUUGAAUAAUCUAAAAUUAUAAUAAUAAAUAAAAUAGCU
Nematocida parisii ERTm1 is the source of this 292-nucleotide messenger RNA. RefSeq lists its product as uncharacterized. The coding region runs from base 1 to 249 and encodes 82 amino acids. Lineage: Eukaryota; Fungi; Microsporidia. The record is from RefSeq and is a predicted model, not a curated record. The transcript has a single exon. Gene Ontology annotation, biological process: transcription elongation by RNA polymerase II. Gene Ontology annotation, molecular function: RNA polymerase II complex binding. Gene Ontology annotation, cellular component: transcription elongation factor complex.